Molecule: messenger RNA, 733 nt
Organism: Westerdykella ornata
Lineage: Eukaryota; Fungi; Ascomycota; Dothideomycetes; Pleosporales; Sporormiaceae
Exons: 2
Coding region: 86-628 (180 amino acids)
Source: RefSeq, a predicted model, not a curated record
AGGUGCAUAAUCUGCGCAUAGCAAGCCGCUGACGCACUCGAACUCAUCCCCGCCAGGACCUAUUGACCGGAUACCCGUAUUCACAAUGCUCGCACUCCUGCCUCUCCUUACCCUCCCCUUCCUCACCGUCACAACCCACGCUCAAUCCAAUAAUGGAUUCGAGGGCAUCGGCGCCCUGAUGGUAGUCCGUUUUUCCGGCGACAUUCGAACCACCGAUCCCAAAGACACCAUCGGCUGCAUCUCGCCCGAAGGCCGCUUCCAAAGCAUUUACUGGGGGUGCGGCUUUUUCACCUUCAGCGGUAAAACGGGCGAUCCUUUGAAAUCGUACACGGACAGCUCGAAGACGUGUAGCUUCUUGGACCAAACGAGCGAGCCCGGGAGACCGGCGAGUUCAGUCUUUUAUGCGUUGAAGUGCGGGAACGGGCCGACCAAUGGCCAACCGGAGAGCUGGUAUUCGCUCCCGGAAGGGGGGGAACCUUGGGUUUGGUGGGGAAACUUGAACUACCAGUAUAAAGUGAGGGAAAUCCCGGAGCCGGCAAAGGAUGUCGGGUUGUGGCCCCAGAAUGGGGCGCCUGAAGACGCGAAUGUGACGGUUUUGCUGCACUGGACUAGGCUGGAUGGUCACUAGGGGCCUUUGGCUGAUGGAUGAUCGCUGCACAUCCAAUGACGGGAAAAGAAUGUGACUACAUGACUACAUAAUUCCAAUAGUAUGCUCGCUAGGUGUAAUGCUGCU